GAACUGCAUCCGCGGUAGACGUGCAUAGCGGCGAAGUUUGCGAGGGGCCAAAUUUACUCUGUCGCCUGUUAUUAGCUAGGUGGUGCGGUUUUUGUCGAUGGUGAAACAGGCAAAUCUGACUUCCUCAGGACAUCGCAUGCUGCUGGCGUCACCAACAUCCGUCUCACUAUACACAGCAGGCGUGACGUACAUAAUUCUCCCUUCUAAUGGACCCGGCAAGCUGGCAUGGGCCUUUCGUGCUCUUCUCGACUCGUAUGCUUCUCGCCAGGCUUCGGGUAGGACCGAGACACGGAGGUUUCAAGACGCUGUCUGGUAUGGGUUUGGGACUCUUGUGGAACCGAGAAAAACAGAGCAGAGACAACCAACCGUGCGCCUCCAGGGACUGGGGAACUCGAUUGAUGAAAACAAUUAUGCCAAGCUGGCGACUCAGCUGGAGAGCCGUCAUACGCUUCACAAGCAGGAGCUAUACCUCUUCAUUGUGGCGAUGUGGGUUUGUCGACUUGGCUGGGAGAACAAACGGUGCAAAACGGUGAAUCAUUGUCGAAUCGAAUUGUUGUCUAGCGUGUAGGUAUCGCAAAGCUGGUCGAUAGGUGACCGUCUCGGCCACUCCCUGUCACUGCAUGCACCCCCUGGACACCACGUUCCUUCUCUUCUCUAUCACCUUCCCUAGCUGGCAGCCGUGCUCCCCCUGGCCAUCAUCCCAAGUUCCUCCUGCGGCACGGUCACUACCAUCCCCAUGCUAUGGGGGUUUUGCUUCGCCCAGAGUCCCCUGAUGACCUUUAUCGAUCUUGUAUUC
Messenger RNA from Parathielavia appendiculata, 796 nucleotides. RefSeq lists its product as uncharacterized. NCBI's taxonomy places the organism in Eukaryota, Fungi, Ascomycota, Sordariomycetes, Sordariales, Chaetomiaceae. The record is from RefSeq and is a predicted model, not a curated record. The coding region runs from base 98 to 568 and encodes 156 amino acids. The transcript has a single exon.